This is a messenger RNA of Onthophagus taurus, 398 nucleotides long. Its product is annotated as vasotab-TY2. The record is from RefSeq and is a predicted model, not a curated record. NCBI's taxonomy places the organism in Eukaryota, Metazoa, Arthropoda, Insecta, Coleoptera, Scarabaeidae. Gene Ontology annotation, molecular function: protein binding.
UUAUAUAAGCCAACAACUCUUUGACUGUAUUUGGGUUAGUUUUGUAUCGUAAUAAGAGCCAUAAUGAAGGUCGUAAUUUUCGCUGUAUUCCUUCUAGUGUUAUUAGCGGCGGUUUUGGGAUCGCCAGCGAAGGGUUCGACGAAACCUUCGUUGAAAAAGAAAUGUUUAAGGGAAUGUCCAUUGGAUGAUUAUAACCCGGUUUGUGGAACUGAUGAUAAUGGAAAGAAAUUAUCGUUUGGAAAUGAAUGUGUUUUGAGUAAUUAUAAUUGCGAACAAAGUGCUAAUUUAAGAAUUUUAAGUAAAGGUGAGUGCCCUGGUGGUCAAGGAAUAAGAUUAUCUUAAAUUUAAAGAUUGUAUUUGUUUACUUUGAAUUUAAUUAUAUAAAUGUGUUAAUUCGA